This is a messenger RNA of Bipolaris zeicola 26-R-13, 2181 nucleotides long. RefSeq lists its product as uncharacterized. Gene Ontology annotation, molecular function: histone binding; DNA binding. Gene Ontology annotation, cellular component: SWI/SNF complex. The transcript is spliced from 3 exons. Bases 1 to 2181 code for a protein of 726 amino acids. The record is from RefSeq and is a predicted model, not a curated record. Lineage: Eukaryota; Fungi; Ascomycota; Dothideomycetes; Pleosporales; Pleosporaceae. Gene Ontology annotation, biological process: positive regulation of DNA-templated transcription.
AUGGCCGACGACACAACAACAAGCGCAUCCGCCCAGGACCCCACCCUUUCCGGAGAAGGCGCCGCAGACACCAAUGCGCUUGAUCAAGACACAAACAUGCUCGAAGACACUGCCGUCAAGGCGUCGUCAAAUGAGCCCGCGACUGCAACACCUGCUGCCGCAUCCGACAACCCUCUAGACGCACCCGACGCACCACGGCCGGAAGCCGAAGAUGCAGAUGGUCAAGAGGAUGAAGAAAUGGGCGGCACCGACGAUGCAAAGAAGGAGGGCGAAGGCGCCGAAGCUGCGGAUCCCGAAGCACAAGCAAAGGCCGAUUUGCAAUCGGCAGCGCGCUCCCACUUUGUCACGCAGACUUAUGCGACCAUCAUUCCAAGCUACGCGACUUGGUUUGAUAUGCGCUACAUUGACUACCGCGAGCGCAAGGCCCUGCCAGAGUUCUUCAACAACCGUAACCGCAGCAAGACCCCGGCCGUCUACCGCGACUACCGUGAUUUCAUGAUCAACACAUACCGCCUCAACCCAUCCGAGUAUCUCACAGUCACUGCAUGCCGAAGGAAUCUUGCUGGAGACGUGUGCGCCAUCAUGCGGGUACACGCCUUCCUCGAACAGUGGGGUUUGAUUAAUUACCAGGAACGCCCAUCGAACAUUGGCCCACCCUUCACCGGCCACUUCCGCGUCACAGUCGACACCCCCCGUGGACUCCAGCCCUUCCAACCAGGACCAGGCUCAAAAGUGACAGAGGGCAAGCAACUCGCAGCGACUGACCGCGCCGCGAGCCAACAACCCCUUGCAAAGAGCGAGACCAAGUCUCUGGCAGGCCGAAACAUCUACGAGCCCAAUGGCAAGGAGGCUUCUGUAGAACCCAAGGCGGCAAACGGAGAAGCGGCUGCAAACGGCGGAUCAGUCGACGUCAAGGACCUCGAGGCUGCUGCCAAAGAGCCGACCAAGGUCAUCAACUGCUUUAGCUGCGGUGUCGAAUGCACACGCGUACAUUUCCACGAGACGAAGCCUUCUGAGCAGCCAGGACAGCUUAAGGCUGCUGGGGGUCUGAAGCGGGAUCUGUGCCCCAGGUGUUUUGUAGAGGGCAACUUCCCAUCCGGCACAUCAUCAGCAGACUUCACUAAGAUCUCGAAUCCAGAAGAUUUGGCAGCUACCGAGACCGAGGAGAAGUGGACCGAAGAAGAGACCCUCCUACUACUUGAGGGUUUGGAGGAGUUCGAUGACGACUGGAAUCGCGUUGCAGACCACGUUCAAACAAAGACUCGCGAACAGUGUGUGAUGAAAUUCCUACAACUCGAGAUUGAGGACAAGUAUGUCGAGGCAGAUCUACCAGAGUCACAAUCUGCGGCUCCUUCAACCAAAUUCCUACGCGAUCUUGAGUAUCUUAGCGAAGGCCGCGUCCCAAUUCACCAUGCAGAUAACCCGAUACUGAGCGUAGUAAGCUUCUUGGCUGGUCUGGCACCUGCAAACGUCACUGAAGCCGCAGUCGCUUCAGGGCGCAGUGUCAACGAGAUGAAGCGCAUCUUGCAGGAGAAGAUCAACAAGGCCCCAACAGCCCCCUCAGAAAAGGGCAAGGAAAAGGAAGGCGAGCAGUCGACACCCGCAGCCUCAGCUUCAGACAUGAAGCCAGAGGGCGGAGACGCCAUGGACAUUGACACGUCCGCCGAAUCCACCACAGCAGCCACAAAAGAAGCAGACACCUCUUCAGGCGGCAACCCGCUCGCCACCCUCCCCUUUGCCCUCUCCGCCGCGCGCUCCUCAGCGCUUGCCUCCCACGAAGAGCGCCACAUCACGCGCCUCGUCUCGGGCGCCGUCAACCUGCAACUCCAGAAGCUGCAGCUCAAACUCGCCCACUUCAACGACUUCGAGAAGCUGCUCUCUGCCGAGCGCCGCGACCUCCAGCGCCGCCGCCAACAACUCUUCAUGGACCGCCUCAACUUCCAACGCCGCGUCCGCGCCCUCGAGGACGCUACCAAAAAAAUCAGCUCCUCGAUGGGCGGUCAGGGCCUCCCUGGCAGCAUGAGCAAUGAGGACGCUGUACAGGCGCUUACAGAGGCUAUUCGCAUGUUUGGCGUUGGAAAGGGGGAGGAUAGCAUGGGGGUUAAGCGGGAUAGCGUUGAUGCGGGGGUUGUCAUGCCAGUUGCUGACGGGGCAGAGGGAUACGGUAAGAUAGAGAUUUAA